AUGGGUGAGGCCCCGGGCCGCCUGCUGCCCACCCUGGCCCACCCCUGCCUCAUCCCCAGGGGCUGGCGCUGCUCGGGCCCCCACCCCCUCACCUCCUGCUUGCAGAGCCCCGCGGCGGUGCUGACAGCCCCGUGCCCUCCGCCCAGGAUCUCCGUCUGCGAUGAGGACAAAUUCCGAAGCCCAACCACAGCAAGACCUUCAGCAUCUGCCUGGGGAAGCAGCUGCCGAUACCUGAAGCCAGAUGUGGACACGAAAUCCAAACAUAAGACAGUGGUAAAGAAGAAAACACUGAACCCCGAGUUCAACGAGGAGUUCUGUUACGAGAUCAAGCAUGGGGACCUGGCCAAGAAGACACUGGAGGUCACCGUUUGGGACUAUGACAUUGGAAAAUCCAACGAUUUCAUUGGCGGCCUGGUUCUGGGCAUCAGCGCCAAGGGCAAGCGUCUGAAGCACUGGUUCGACUGCCUGGAGAACAGGGACAAGCGCAUCGAGCGCUGGCACACGCUGACCAACGCACUGCGGGGGGCCGUGCUCAGCGACUGACCGGCCCCGCCCGCCACCGCACCCGCCCCUGCCUGCCACCCGGGCCCAGCGUGGGCCUGGACCUGGGCUUCCCCAGCUGCCAGCGAGGGCCACGGCCCCCACGUUGGGGGAGCCCCAGGAGCCUGCUCGGACACAGAGCCACUGCAGCCUGGCUAGGAGGCCGUGGAGGGCCUGCCCUCCGAGGGACAGGGACACGCAGAGAGCUGGACCUGCUCUCCGUCCCCGGGUGCUUUCCAGCACCCAGCCAGGGGGAGGGGUGGGCCACCCAGGGGGGCUGGGACCCUUCCAGAGGUCAGCAGUCAGUCACAGGGGAGGGCCUGGCUGAGAGAACAGGAGGACAAGGGUGCCUUGGAGGGUCAGUGAGCAUGGGUUGGGGGAGGACAGGACUCAGGAGAAGGUUUAUUCCCAGAUCUAGCCAAAAGGAGGUCAUGACCACCUCCAGCUGAUCUUUGGCAUUCCUGGGUGGGUGGGAAAAAGUCCUGAGAGCCAGGAGUCUGGGAAAGUUCCAGGAGGCUCCCAAAGAACGUGAGCAAACUAGAAGCACUUCACUUAUUCUGCAAACACCUAGGGGUGAGUGAGACACAGGGCCUGUCCCCAGGCAAUUGGAAACAACCUAUUACAUUAGGGAUGAGAAAUGCCAAGAGCAGCCUGGCCAGCCUGCAAGUGCUGUAGGCACUGUUGACUCUGCUGGGAAGGCAGGGAAGGCUUCCUGGAGGAGGUGAUGUGUCUACAAGGUCUUGAAACAUGAGUAGGGGCUUCCAGGAAGACAGAGGAGAAGAACAGGCCAGGCCUUGGGGAUGGUCUGUAAAGGCUUGGAGGGGAGAGAAGGUGACUGGGCCAGGGGAACUGUGCAGACCCAGGGGGAAAGGCUUUGUUAGGACAGGAAAGGGGUCCAGGUCAGUGACGACCGACCAGCCCUGCCACCCACCCCUGGCUGCCAGGCCAGUCCUGACUCAUGGUGGGCCAUGGGGGAAGUGAUGGGAGCAUCUCAGAGAAAGUGAUGUUGGAGCAGCCUCAAGUUCAGUCUGCAGACCCUCCUUUGCUCUUUCUCUCCUGAGGGGCCUCAAGAAUGGACCCUGCCCCCCAUUCCUCUGGCAGAAGUGUCAGGUCAGCUGCAAUAGAGGAGAGGGUCCCUUAUGCAUGACACAAGCAAAAAUUCCUCAUCCUCACCCUCCUCUCUGCCUCCCCUUCCCCUUUAUCUCCCCUCGUCAAAACUUGCCUGGGCCCUUCUUGUUCAGGGCUGGGUACUGGGGGGCCCCACUCCGUUACCUGUGGCAUCUGGCCCUGCUUGACCACCGACGUCCCUCUCGGGAGUACUCAGUGGCACUUCAGGGUCCUCUUUCUGGGAAGUCCUGUGGGGCUGAGAGAGAGGGGCACCCUGCCCGGUGGGCCUGUCUGCACCCCCAAGUCAGGGUCACCAGGCAAGGGGUGAGGGCAUGUGGAUCUUAGGCCUCAGGCCUGGAGCCCCGAAACCCUUUCCUGCCUACCAAGGGGCCUUCAGGAACACAUGCAGAGCCAAGUAAUUUCAGAGCUGCAGAGCUCUGUGUUCACCCCCUCACUGCACUGAUGGGGAAACCGAGGCCCAGAGAGGGAAGGUGUCCUAGCACAGGGGGGGGGGCAGGAUCUAGGGCCCUGCCCCACCCCCAGCCAUGAGCUCUGGACACUACACUCUGGCGGAGUGGGUGGGGGGCACUGGGCUCACCCGAGGCUCCCAGGAGCCUCUUGCCUGGGGCUCGCCCCUGCCAGCUGCCCGCCCAUGCCAACACCAGUAGCAGGGCUCACAGGGGCCUGAAGAUUGGACCCUUUGCUGCAGACACAAAGCACCUCACCUUCUGAGGCCCGGGGUGAUGCUUCAAAUCCCAUUAAGUGCCCAUCAGCCCUUUCCCACCUUGCAGGGAAAACAGGACUCCAGCCCCCACACAGGACCUGGCCACCCUUGUUGCUCAUAAAGCCUCAGUUUCCCCAUCUUUAAGAAAGCUAUGCAUUAUGUUAAGGGUUUCACAUGCAUUGGCUUAACGAAUCUUCACAACCCUCUGAGGUGGGUUUCUUGUGCCCCUUUCACAGAUGAGGAAACUGAGGUUCAGAAAGGCUGAGCAGUGUGCCAAGGUCACACAGCUGGGAAAGGGCGAACAAGGUGUCAAUCCCCGGUUGGUCCUCUGCCACAUCCUGAUUGGGGACCAGGACUCCCCUGUCCUCCUGCUCCUGGGCUGUUGGGGCUCAGCAGAGAUAACUCAGGUGAAGGCUCAGUAAGCUCUGCUGCCUGGGGGGGGGACACGGGGCCUUGUCACUGUUCUGCCUCCCAUACCUGGCUUUGAAACCAUCAGUGCCACUUAGGGCUCCCCAGGGGUGCCUGCAGCCUUGCCGCCUAGAGUGGGAGGUGGCCUAUUGUUGAGCACCCCCUGGCCGGGGUGUGCUGGGUGUCUAAUUUUGGGGGGCUCAUUCAGAGAGGAGCUGUGACACCCUCUCUGAAGAGGUGGGGAUGCUGAAUGGCAACGCUAGAAGGGGCCACCAGCCCCAGCUAGUCUGACUUCCUUACUGGACAUGUGGAGAAACUGAGGCCCUGCGGGUGGAAGGGGCCACAGCUGGGACAAGAAUCCAGGACUCCCGGCACCCAGGCCAGGGCCUUCCACUGCCCUGGGCUGUGCAAAGGUGCACCGUCCUGAAAGAUGGUGGAAGCGGGUCACAGGGGCAGCAGGGCAGGGAGGUGGGGCUCUGGCUAGUGAGCCCAGGUGGAGGGUGGGGUACCUGGGCAGGACGGCCCCCAGGGAUGGCCCUAGCACCAUUCUAGGCCCCUUUUAUCUCUGUUAAAGAAAAAAGUUCGCUCUUUGAGCAGCUGCAGAAUCGGCUCCGCCUCUGACCCCAAACUAGCAUCUUAGUGGCUCAUCAGAACCACAAAGACGGGAAAUCUGAUGUCCCAAAACACGUUCCCUCCAAUGUCAGGUGUCGGCUCUCCACUCGCGCGCCGGCCUUCGCCCCGCCCACCGCCACCAGUAGCCAAUCCCCGACGGGCCCGUCUUCCAACCCUGGAGCGGUGACCUCCUGACCUCUAGUGGCCGGAGCGAGGAAUUGCACCUCCCGAGCUGUGCAUGCCCUGCCCUUUGUCCCUUCUGGAACCGCGUGAACCUCCCGAUGCGUGGACUCUGGCUGUGGUCCACGCAGACUCGUGCACUGCUUAACACCGUUUUUGCUACCACGUGACGGCUGCAGAAACCGUCCUCAAAUUGCAGCCCCUGGAGGUGUCCUUUUUAAGUCUUAUUUGUUAAUAUUUAUAAUUACAUAUAAUCCAAAGUAAAUGGAAAUGUCAAUGCGAUCAUAUUGGCUUGCGAGCCUCUCGUUUAAUAGAUUUGGAUGGGUAGCUGGAAAGAACAGGGAAAGACCAGGGGGGUUUAUUCCACACAGCCUCUCAUUUGCUCUUCACCAGGAACCGGUUAGAGGUAGUUUCCCAUGGUGCAGAUGGGGAAACUGAGGCUCCAAGAGGUUAAAAUAUUUGUGCCGAAUCACUUAACCAGGAUUCACACUCAGGCCGGCUGGCCUCCCGGGACCAUGGGCCGUUCCCACAGCCACGCACCCAUGACGGCCGUGGAGAAGGAGCACUGAUGCCAGGCACUGAUCUGGGCACCAGGGAUGGACUUGGCAAACAGAACAAAGACUGCCCUGACAGAGCUUAUACUGUAGUGA
Choloepus didactylus (southern two-toed sloth) is the source of this 4221-nucleotide messenger RNA. RefSeq names its product double C2-like domain-containing protein beta. The coding region runs from base 1 to 543 and encodes 180 amino acids. Gene Ontology annotation, cellular component: membrane. The record is from RefSeq and is a predicted model, not a curated record. The transcript has 5 exons. Lineage: Eukaryota; Metazoa; Chordata; Mammalia; Pilosa; Megalonychidae.